Molecule: messenger RNA, 406 nt
Organism: Linum tenue
Lineage: Eukaryota; Viridiplantae; Streptophyta; Magnoliopsida; Malpighiales; Linaceae
Source: the annotation of a GenBank genome assembly
CUUUAUUUUUGCAAUGCGACAAUUGAGAGCUUCAUGGGUCGUGUAUGGCGUGUUGCCAAGCUUCGCUCGUUGUAGGCCAUGGUUGAUUGUGGACUGGGAUGCGGCCCAUUAUAUGCUUGGACUACCGACUGGGAUUGAGGUUGGAGCUCGACGCGAGACGGGUCUUGUGAUAGGACUGGAUGCGGAUUGGGCCCGCACGGAGGUCUUGGCUCAGAUGGUCUUGGAAGCUGAACGCUUUGUAGGUGACGGAUUUGAGAGGUAGGCCGCCUUGAGACAUAAUGCGGGCUUAGCAGCUUUGGGAAGGCGCGCGGAAUGGAAUGGGCUUUGGAGGCAGCCUUUCGCGCAAGCUCGAGGCGUGAAGAUGUCACUUCUGCUGGGAGGCGGUAUCAUGUUAGCUAUACUGAUG